Daphnia magna is the source of this 433-nucleotide messenger RNA. RefSeq names its product normal mucosa of esophagus-specific gene 1 protein. The transcript has 4 exons. NCBI's taxonomy places the organism in Eukaryota, Metazoa, Arthropoda, Branchiopoda, Diplostraca, Daphniidae. Bases 19 to 300 code for a protein of 93 amino acids. The record is from RefSeq and is a predicted model, not a curated record.
AACAUUUUAAAAAAAAAAAUGAGCCGAAUUUUGAAAUUCAUUUCCUUUGGCAAGCCCGUCCAUCCUGAGGUUGUCCCGCUAUUGGCCAUCAUGGGCGUCGCCUUAACCGGCGUGACGAGCUUCUGCAUCUACGCGUUGUUCACCAAAAAUGACGUCAUGCUUAACCAUCACAGCAAGAUUCCACCAUGGGAGAAGAGCAUCGACGAAGUCAAUCCAAAGUUGUUGAACUUGCAUUCCCUUCAGAAGCUGGACCCGGAAGUCCGCAAACUCAAGGAGGAAAUCAACCAAAAAAGCGCCUGAAAGACAAAAAGGAGGAAAGAAAAACUAAAAUGUCUUGUCGUCAACCCGGAAAAAAAAAACAUUCAAUGUUUUUUCUUUAGAUGUCAUUUCGAUGUAUGUUAUCUGUAACCGUAUUAAUAUAAUGUGAAAUUCC